UUUAUCAAUCAUUGAGGGCUUUCUGGAGAACUUCUCCCGACUAGGGUUUCGGCGAUGUCGAUGGCGAAGUCGAUGGAAGUUGCCGGCGAUGGUAAGAUAGGCCGAAAUCAAAGCAGGCUGCGAAUGCACGCCCCUUCGUCGAUUCAGGUGGUUCCCACAUCAGGCAGCGUGGCCGAAUGGAAGGUCGCCAUCCCCCUUCUUUCUCCGCUUGAUAUCGUUUCUAUCCCCCUAACAGAAGAUCUCCGGGGAAACGAGCUCGCCGUUAAGGCUGGAAAAGAGGAAGAAGCAUCAUCCGGUGGGAGCGAAGGAAGGGGAGUGGCCGGGCGGUGGCGGCAUCCGGCGGAGCCCUUCUACUACGAACCGGCGCCGGCGUUUACUGUUCCGCACUGUACAUGAUAAGUUUGAUCUGAUCCUGUUAUUGCCCUUCGGUAGAUGUGAACCUGCUUCGUUUUUAUAGGAUCUUUGAUUUUUCGCUUUUUCUUGCCUGAUCGGUGAUAUUUGAAGCGCGAGGGUGGAUAUUGUGAUGUUGAUGAGUGAUGUAUGAUAUUAGAUGGUGGAGUACGAUUAUGAUCUUUGAUCCUUUAUCUACAAAGUAUAAAGAAUUUUUAGGGCUUUUAGGUGAUGGAUUAAGGAGGGCUAAGAUCUGUUCCGUAGAGAUUUUUAAAUGGUUUGUUUAAAUGAAAGUAGAGUGAUUCUGUACCUGUACAAAACCCAUUUAUUAUCCUGAAAUAAGAUUUGACUGGUUGUUAGAAACAGUGUAGCAGGA
Messenger RNA from Phalaenopsis equestris, 766 nucleotides. RefSeq lists its product as uncharacterized. NCBI's taxonomy places the organism in Eukaryota, Viridiplantae, Streptophyta, Magnoliopsida, Asparagales, Orchidaceae. The record is from RefSeq and is a predicted model, not a curated record. Gene Ontology annotation, cellular component: cytoplasm; nucleus. The transcript has a single exon. The coding region runs from base 55 to 396 and encodes 113 amino acids.